AUGGAUAUUGAUAGCGUGUCUGCAGAAAGAUCGUUUCUUGAAUUUGUGUAUGGACAACCGAGAGAACCGGACAGGAUUACGAGGAUACUGCAUGGGAUUGAAGGAUGCGAAGAACCAGACAUUCAAGAAAUCAAGCAGGUUAGUACUUGUCAGUAUGGACUACGCAGCUACGCAGCUGCGGGUCUGCCUGAAUAACUAAAAGGACGAGGUAUACAUGUGCAUGUAAUUGUUUAUGUUGAUGGUUUCAAAAUCGAGGAAUAUUACAUGUGUAUUACGCUUGUUUCGGCUCAAUGCUUAAAGAUCGAAUUAUAGAGCAUUUUCACUCACGUAGCCAGCAUCUAUGCAUCUAUACAACAAAAAAAUCGUUUGCAUAAGAAGAGAGUUCAACUCCCACAGGGCUGGUUUGGAACACCAACACGGCUGCCGUUUCAUUGUUUCGGGACACCAGGCCUUCGUGACGUCGUGUGAAAACACUCUAUACCUCAACUACAUGCGUUUCUUUUUUUCCACAAGGGUCGAAGUGGGAUUAGAGAACUUGGAGCGUGACACCUUGUCAAUAAAUCUGAUUCAAAUUUUAAACCCUGACCCUAACCCCUAACCGUAGGAAACUAGGUAGCCGUGUAGCCACGUAGCCACUGUUAUAAGGGCAUAAUAGCUUCCAAGUGGCUGGGUAUUCUGCAGUAUUUAUAAAUACGAAGGCAAAUUUGCAGCUUUUUGUAAGAAAAAGUUUGCUGCCUUAAAAAUCUGGAUACGUGUACUUGCAUACGUACAGUUUGUUUGAGGGGACGCUGAAACUUCACUUUCUAUACUACUUGUUUUGUUUUAUAUACUAUUUUGAAUGCUUCAAUACGUUUUCUUAUCGUAAAUCAUACAAAACCAUGUUUUAAAAAAAUUAAUUCUAUUGAAAAAACAAAACAACCAAAUUAAAUAAAAGCCCUUGUCCACACGUACCCGGAUAUUUUUGAAAACUGAUUUUUUUUGGCUUUCAAAUCCACACGUACAGUAUUCAAAUCGUUUUUGCCCUUUCACUCGAAAACGCAAAAACGAUGCAAAUUCGAUUAACAUCUCAUUUCACCCCCAGAGCAAACGAUAACCACAAUCCAGCGUUUUCAAAAUUUUCACUCUGGGACCGUUUUUAAAAACUUGUGUUUUUGGUGCCUGAAAACUGAUAAAAACUCCGUUUACGUGUGGACGGAAGGCUUAACAGGUUUCAAAAAUAUCCUGAUACACGUGGACAGGGCCUUAUGCCCGGCCACACGUACCCGGAUAUUUCCGAAUCCGCAACUUUUUCCUUCCGGAUUUAAAAAGUUCCACGUCUGAAAUCGAAUUCGCCCGUCCACACGUGCACGUAUCCGACACGUUUCUGGAUUCACUCUAGCACCCUGCUUUGAACAACCCGGCCCGGGACUCGAUUUGUAACGUCACCGAAUUAAAAAAUAUCCGUAUUUAGCACGAUUCCGGAUUCAUAGCGUAUUCAAAAAUAUCCACUCGGGAGAGCGUUGGAGGGAGGAUUGAAAAAGUUGCGGUUUCGUAUGCUGUAUUCACUGGAUACGUGUAGACGGAUGCCGUAUCGGGAAAGAAAAAAUCCUGAUACAAAAAUUUCCUGAUGCAUGUGGAUGGGGCGUCAGUUUCAAAAGGUUUGUAUGGUAUUGUUUUAACAGUUGUUGGUAGAUCUACGUCUUCAACUACGAAUUCGUUUUGAAAAGCAGAGGAAUUUGACAAAUAAGCUGGAGAACUCUGAGGAGAAAGUUAAAAAUAGAGAGGAACAACUAUUGACGAAAGACCAAGAAAUUGUCAAAUUGCGGCAACAUAUUGCAACUCUUAAGCAAAAGAUCAACUUAGAAAGAGUUCGGUUUGGUCUUACUCUAAACGAAACCAAGCAUACUGCAGAGAAAGAGAUAAAUGAGCUGAAAAACGAAAUGAAAAAGGUAGAGGAAGAGUUCUACGACUGCAGGAGAAAAAUGAUGAAAGCCUGUUCUGAUAGCAGACGAGAAGAGAUGCAAACACGACAACGUUUGGAAGAAAGUAUUAAAGAAACAUGUGCUGUAAAUGAUUCUUUUAAAGGGGUUUACGACGACUAUCUCAGACUAGAAUGUUACUUGAAAGAUAUCGAGGAAGAGAUGAUGCCACUUCAAUCGCAGAUUUAUGAGCUUGCCAAAUCCUUGAAUGUCAAGCCCAUUGAAUUACUAUCCAGAAUUGAGCAACUGAAAAUUGUCUUAACAAGCGAUGAAAACAUAAAAGAAUUGCUGAUCAAAGCUAUUUCUGUGAUGAAAAACGAUGAAGUUUCAGCUGCAAAGGAUUCUGAAACUAUCCCCAUUUGUGUGGAUACCUGUCCGACAGAGUGUUUUAAUAAUCCUCGUGCUGGUUCUUCCAACAACGUAAAACAGGGUGACCUAUCCUGUCCUUUCAGUCAGAAGUUUCUGCCGGAACAGUUAAAUAAUCCAGGUCACAAAGGAACGGGAAGGAAAAACGAGGUGGAAAAAGAAAAAGUCGUACGCCCCAAGCUUCCCUUUAAGAUCCCCAAGUGGCCGCUGAGACAGCGAAGAAUAUCGCAAUGA
Molecule: messenger RNA, 2558 nt
Organism: Porites evermanni
Lineage: Eukaryota; Metazoa; Cnidaria; Anthozoa; Scleractinia; Poritidae
Source: the annotation of a GenBank genome assembly